AUGACCACAUGCCAGAAAGACCUGCGCCACUUCAACACUAAACCGGCUAGUACGCGGACGGAGAAGAUUAGUAAUGGGACAGACACCGGAACAAGCUAUGGGAAUAACAAUGACGGCGACGACGAUGAUGAGAAGAUACCGGACAUUGUGAUGGAGAGGAUGGUGGUUAGGAUCUUGGUUUAUGUGGGGGUUCCAUUGGUGAGCGUUAUAGCAAUGCUGCAAGUGUUUGACAUAGUGAAGGAACAACAUGUGUGGAAUGUGCCACUUUGGUUACCUUUCUGGACUACUUUUAUCACAUUUGGGGCAUCAACUUUGGGAGUUGCAUAUGGGACUCUGUCUACAAGUUGGGAUCCGGAGAAGAAGGGUUCGCUUCUCGGGUUUGAAGAAGCUCAGACGAAUUGGGUCGAGAUGUGGAGAGAGGAAGAUGACAGCAAAAGAUGAUUGAUAUUUAGGCCACUAUAUAUAUAUAUAUAUAUAUAUAUAUAUAUAUAAAAUUUCUUAGGUGCUUGACAAAGAUUGGCGUAAAAUAACUUGUUAAAAAUUAAU
Messenger RNA from Cornus florida, 546 nucleotides. RefSeq lists its product as uncharacterized. The coding region runs from base 1 to 441 and encodes 146 amino acids. NCBI's taxonomy places the organism in Eukaryota, Viridiplantae, Streptophyta, Magnoliopsida, Cornales, Cornaceae. The record is from RefSeq and is a predicted model, not a curated record. The transcript is spliced from 2 exons.